Rotaria sp. Silwood1 is the source of this 921-nucleotide messenger RNA. The record is from the annotation of a GenBank genome assembly. NCBI's taxonomy places the organism in Eukaryota, Metazoa, Rotifera, Eurotatoria, Philodinida, Philodinidae.
AUGUCUACAGCAGAACUUCGCUUUGCAAAUCAAUUUGAAAUAAUUCGUAGCGAAGAAAAGGAUCGUUAUAUGAUAGGUCAAUUAUCACAACAAUUAGAUGAACUUUAUACAAAAUUAUUUGGUUUAAAUAAUUUUCAUAUUUAUCAACCAUAUAUACAUCGUUUAAGUGGAUUUUUAUAUUAUUUAACAACAACAUUAUCAAAUCGACAAACAAUUGGUGAAGAAUAUGUUUGUUUAAUACAAUAUGAUCCUAUUAAAAAACAAAUACCAUCAAUAAUUCGUCGUUUAUUUAUGAUUUUUUUUCGAAUAUUUGGUGAUUUAAUAUCAAAAUAUAUUCUUACAUCAUUAAUUAUUCGUCCAAUAGCUGAAGAUUUUUUUCAUCCAAAAUUAUCAUUAGAAACAAUUGAACGUAUUUCUCAUUUUUUAAUAACAUUUAUUGAACGAACACAUAAAAUAGUUUUUUAUUUAACUGGUUAUUAUUAUAAUAUAAGUAAAAUUCUAACACGUAUUCGAUAUCUUAUUUAUACUCGUUCAACAUCUGAAAGUAUAUUAAUACAAACAAAAUUUAAUCAAACAAUGAAAUUACUUAGUUUAUGUCUUUGUAUUCAACAUAUUAUUGAAUCUUAUACAUUAUUAAAACAAAUUGCUUUAUCUAUAAGUCAACAUCGUCAUCAAUUAAAUUUAAUAACUGAAGAAGAAAAACAAACGAAAAUCAUAUCUGAAGAUAUAACAUCUUCAACAGAUUAUGUUCGAUGUCCAUUAUGUUAUGAAUUAGCUAUAUCAAAUGUUGCACUUGUACCUGAAUGUGGUCAUGUUUUUUGUUGGCAAUGUAUACAUACAUGGGUUGCUGAAAAUCAAACAUGUCCACUAUGUAAAACAAAUACUAUGCAAUCUCGUAUUGUUCAUUUGAUUAAUUAUUGA